Molecule: messenger RNA, 196 nt
Organism: Ambispora gerdemannii
Lineage: Eukaryota; Fungi; Glomeromycota; Glomeromycetes; Archaeosporales; Ambisporaceae
Source: the annotation of a GenBank genome assembly
AUGCAAAAGAUGCAAUUGUUUUAUAUUUUUGAACUUAAUGAACCUAAAGAAGCGAAUGUUGCUGCCGAAGAACCCAAAAAUUUGAAUGGCCACCUCGUUUUGAUUUCGAAGCAUUAUUCAGAAACUCAAGAAGAAAAGAAAGGACGCCAAAUGCAUCUAUACUUUUCGGAUCAGAUAUUUGGAAAGUCUUCAGCAG